This is a messenger RNA of Magallana angulata, 2123 nucleotides long. Its product is annotated as tissue factor pathway inhibitor-like. The transcript has 4 exons. The coding region runs from base 506 to 1396 and encodes 296 amino acids. Gene Ontology annotation, molecular function: serine-type endopeptidase inhibitor activity. The record is from RefSeq and is a predicted model, not a curated record. NCBI's taxonomy places the organism in Eukaryota, Metazoa, Mollusca, Bivalvia, Ostreida, Ostreidae.
CGAUCGAUCAUCCAUACAUUUCUCGCGGAGGACUUCGGCGACCAAGUUAUGAAUCGGAACUUGUUACCUUAGACCUGAAAAAUUAUUUUUCAUAUACUUAUAUGUUUUGUGAUCAAAAAUUGCUGUCGCGCGCAAUAUUUGAACCGAGCUAGCUACUUUUAAACUCCAUUCUUUCGUUUAAAGCCAGAGUGUGCCGUUCGUCAUGUUGAUAUACCUGUGCGUAAAAAAUUAAAGCUCAGUUGAAGGAACAUUUUUCAAAUAAUAUAACAGAGAGCAGAGCGUUGUUUCCUUACAAUACGGUGCGGAUUUACCCUUGCAAAUAAAUGUGCUUAACGAUGUAGAGUGGUCCCAUAACGGAUUUUUUCCUUCAGUAAUUUCGAAACUUUUUCCUUCAGUUUCAUUUUCCUAUGGAUAUCUUCGCUGGACAACUAAAAAACCGCUGCUAAAUGUUUUUAGAAUGUGAUUAGGUAGAUUUGUGUUUUGUGUGGAGACUUUGGCAUCAGACAUGUGGGAUUCUAUACUGUAUACCUGCCUUUGUGUACUUCUCUUGGGAGGACAGGUGACGGAAUCAAGCAGCCUGGACAUUGGUCCAAGAGCCAAGAGAAAGUGUGAAGAAGCUAACAAAUCUUGCUCGAAAGAGGAGGUUUGUGCCAUCCAGCAUUUGCAAUGGCCAAUGAAUAUGUCGUUUCCGGUGUGUGUGCCUGCAAAGUAUGUUAGAGUAAAAAUGAGAAUCUGCGAUCUUCCCCCUCAACCAGGGGACUGUGGAGCCCGAUAUCAGAGAUGGUUCUACAAUAAAAACAUCAAAGAAUGCAUGAUAUUCUCCUUUCAAGGUUGCCGAGGCAACCAGAAUAACUUUCGAAGCAAGGAAGAAUGUGAAGAAAACUGCAUUGCAUAUUUUGACAAAAACAUGAAGAAAAGUGUGUCGAACUUUCAGCCUGUUCGAAGUCCACGAAUUGUGACUGAGCAAUUUGUGAAAGAUCAGGCAGUAAUCAGCACGAGCCCCCUAGUGCGAUCUAGAGCGACAGAUCCACACCAGAAGGAGCUCCGAAGAAAGCGAAGACUCGAGAGGAAAAAGUUGAGACAGCUUAAGAGAGACAGAAAGAACGGGAAGAAAAAGCGAAGGCGCAGUGGGAAAGGAAAGAAGAGGAAGAACAGAAACAGGAAGAAUAAGAAAAAUAAGAAGAAGAGGAGGAAGAGCAAGAAAAACAAAAGGAGAAAGAAGAAGUUAAAACCAACGAAUGAUAGACCCGAAAUCGAUUUGUCUAAUACGGAUACAAAAUCAAAAUCUAAUGGAGCGCCAGACUUUGAACUUAUCUCUAUCCUAGAUAAGACAAAGGAUACCAUGAAGUCAAACAUUGAAAAAAUUAAAGCUGAAGCUGACACCCAGAAGGAUUAAUUAUUCCUGUCGAACUAAUGAUAUGAAAACGUGUUUAACUUUAUGUGACCAAAACCAAAAUUAAAAAAAAAAAGGUCAUGUUAUCACAAUCAUCUUUGCGAUGAUUGGAAGAAAUUGAAUCACGUGACUGCUGAGCACGACAUGACAAAAGUUUGACCUACAUGUACUUUAUGCAUUUUGUGGUGAGACAAAGUGGUAAAUACAUGUAUUUUUACCGUUAUUACGUGGUAUUUGAUGUUUCAUCCUGUGUCCUCUUCCAGUUACCGGCACCACCUUAUGCCAGUAUAUAUUUUACAUUGUAAAAUUAAAUGUUUUAUAUCAAUGUAUUUAAUAUUUGCAUGGACACGAUUAGAUGUCCAAUGUUUUCGUUAUGAUAAUUUUAUUCUGAUACAAAGAAACUGUAAAUACCAUUAGUGUUAUUGUAUAACAUUUUUGUAAAUAUCUCAUUUAAUCACGAUUUAGCGCUGCGUAAAUUAUCAUACAGUAACUAUAUAUGAUAUAUAAAAGUUACUUUACUUAUGGAGUAUAGUUUUCUGUUUACAUUAAACAUGUCAAAAGUUUGUAAUUAAAAGUGUAUUUUACUUUUAAAUGACGUGUCUUGAGCCUUUCACGAUCUGUAGAUCAACAUCUUUAAAAAUUUUGGCAAGUCUCUUCGAAAGCAGAACUUUGAUCAUGUUUAGAAAUGUUUUUUUUUAAUCAAAGAAACUAAUAAAUGGUUUGAUCAGUA